Tyto alba (common barn owl) is the source of this 8821-nucleotide messenger RNA. RefSeq names its product branched chain amino acid transaminase 1 (gene BCAT1). Gene Ontology annotation, molecular function: branched-chain-amino-acid:2-oxoglutarate transaminase activity. The coding region runs from base 432 to 1652 and encodes 406 amino acids. The transcript is spliced from 12 exons. The record is from RefSeq and is a predicted model, not a curated record. Gene Ontology annotation, biological process: L-leucine biosynthetic process; L-valine biosynthetic process. Gene Ontology annotation, cellular component: mitochondrion. Lineage: Eukaryota; Metazoa; Chordata; Aves; Strigiformes; Tytonidae.
UUAGGGACGAGCCACUGGCUACGGCUGCCCCUGCGGGUAGGUGGGUGAGCUCCCCCCGGCCCCGGCCCCGGCCCCGGCCCCGGCCCCGGCCCCGCGGGCGGUGUGCGUGCCCGCCGGGCGGAGCGAGGCGGGGCGCCCGCAGCCCCUCGCCGCUUUCCCCAGCGGCGGCCGCCGUGCGCGCCGCCCUCCCCCGCUGAUGCAAUCGGAGCCCGCAAGAGGCGGCGGCAGCCCCGGCAGCCCCGGCAGCAGCCGCAGCCCCGGCAGCGCCCGCAGGCGGAUCGGCCGGCCCUGAGCCCGCCCAGCGCGGCGUCGCUGCCGCCCGGGGCUCGGGGACCCGCGGGGCUCCAGCGCUAAGCGCUGCCCGACACCGAGCGGCGGCCCGCCGAGAGCCCGCUGCGCCGCGGCAAAGGGGUUGCCCGCCGUUUGCCAGCAUGAUGAAGGGCUGUCAGAAUGAGUGCACGGCUGGAGGAUGUUCAGGAGAAACAGCAAAGCACGUGAUCGAAUCUUUCAAGGCUUCAGACUUGAUUAUCAACCCAGCUACAACUUUCAAGGAAAAACCAGACCCCAGUGGUUUGGUAUUUGGAACUGUGUUCACUGACAAUAUGCUGACAAUUGAGUGGUCCUUGGCUUCAGGAUGGGAGAAACCUUAUAUUAAGCCGCUUGAGAACCUUUCGUUGCAUCCAGCCUCCUCGUCUCUGCACUAUGCUGUUGAGCCAAGAGGACAGACAGAGGAGAAUCUGGUGCCAAUGCUGUGGCUCAAUGAAUACACAUUAUUUGAAGGAAUGAAGGCUUAUCGGGGAGUGGAUGGCAAAAUCCGCCUGUUCCGGCCAACCCUCAACAUGGACAGGAUGGUGCGGUCAGCAAGGCGAGCAUCUCUGCCAUGUUUUGACCAGAAUGAGCUGUUAGAGUGCAUCCAGAAGCUUGUGGAAGUGGAGAAGGAGUGGGUCCCAUACUCGACUGAUGCCAGCCUGUAUAUCCGUCCUACCUUAAUUGGAACUGAGCCUUCCCUUGGAGUGAAGAAGCCAACUAAAGCCCUACUGUAUGUCAUACUGAGCCCUGUGGGCCCUUACUUUGGAAGUGGAAGCUUUAAUCCAAUAUCCUUAUGGGCAGAUCCAAAAUAUGUAAGAGCCUGGAAAGGAGGAACAGGGGACUGCAAACUGGGAGGGAAUUAUGGUUCUUCUAUUUAUGCUCAGCAAGAAGCCCUGGACUUAGGCUGCCAGCAGGUUUUGUGGCUUUAUGGAGAAGAUCACCAAAUAACUGAAGUUGGAACAAUGAAUCUGUUUCUCUACUGGAUAAAUGAAGAUGGAGAAAAUGAACUGGCAACCCCACCUUUAGAUGGCAUCAUCCUUCCAGGAGUGACAAGACAAAGCAUUUUGGAUCUGGCACGCAAUUGGGGAGAAUUUAAAGUCUCUGAGCGAUACAUCACCAUGAGUGACCUGACAGCUGCCUUGGAAGAAAACAGAGUGAAGGAGAUGUUUGGUGCUGGAACAGCUUGUAUUGUAUGUCCUAUCUCUAAAAUUUUAUAUAAGGGCAAGCAUUUGCACAUUCCAACUAUGGAGAAUGGACCUCAGCUAGCAAUCCGUUUCCUGAAUAAGCUGAGUGAUAUCCAGUAUGGAAGAGAAGACAGCGAUUGGGCAGUGCUGGUGUCAUGAAGGUAGAAGAGUUCAGACCCUCCGGACAGACCAGACAUGAAUAAAGACAACUUCUGUAGCUGCCUGUGUGUAGCAUAGUUUCUGUAUCAAUUUCCUUCCCAGGAUGAUUGUUUCUACAAUCUGGCAAAUGUGAACACAAUCAUUUUGAUUUCUACUGUAAUUCUGUUGGUAGAAGCCUGUCUUCUUGGUAGAGGUGCUAAAUGUUAGCAAUAGAACUUUCCUAAUGGUUUUCUUAGUGCCUCCUUGUGUCUUAUGUACAGUCUGAAAACUUGUAAAAUGCUCUUCAACUGCUCUUCAGUUUGUUUUAACAGCCAUCACCAGCAGAGCACAUUGUCAUAUAACACAAAGGCAUUGCCUGUCAGCUGGCUGUAGGGUUCUGUUCACAUUAUUCUGCCUUUUGCUCUGUGUUCAGGAGACAAUUAAGUUUAGCCAUAUGCUCUUUCCUCCCAUACUCUGCUCCUAUGCGAGAUUUCUGAGUUUGUGUAGCUCUCUAGAUCCCCUCAUGCAUACUCUGUCAAAUAACAGCUUCAUCCUUUAGGCCAAAAUUAUCUGAGGCAAUCUAACCUGCAAGAUGCUCCCUGUUGGCCUAUUGCCUUUCCCUCCAUGGGGAUAUGCAGUGGCUGCUUGGGCAGUGCAUACCUCCCUAGUAGCUGAAUACAUCCUUCCAUGCGUGAUUUACAGGACUGGGUCAGGCCCUGCUGAAACAAAAAUUACCCUUUGUCUGGCCUAGCACAGAUCUGGGCACUGCAGACGCACUGUUGCCUUCCAGGUGAAUGUCUAGAAAAUAAGAUUAGACAACUGUGGCUGGCUGUGAAAGUUGGACCACUCGUCACAGCAACCAAACUUUUAGAUUGAGGAAUUUCUUUCAUUAUCCAGUCACCUAAUUUAGAUCAGCAAAAUGUUUUUCUUCUCCCCUUCACCACUUGUGAAAUGUAUCCAGCCUCCAUUGACACGUGUGCUUUAAUAGCGCCUUCCUAUUAAGGAAUAAGCUAUGUUAUCAACGGAAAAUAUCUAGCACAAGAAGGAAAGAGAUUCCAUUCAAACCCUGGUUUCAUUCUGAUUAAGCACAUACCUCUUCAUAUACCGCUACUCUCUCACGUGCGGUCUUGAUACUAUUUGGAAGCAAUACAGAGUAUGUAGCCCAUAGUCAGGGAAAUAACUUUUGCAAACGUUCAUUAACAAUCAUACUGUAAUAUUUAUUAGCUUUCUCUUUUUGCACACAGGUCUGUUGAACAGCUUUAAGAUAUCUCUUGCCAAAAAGGAUCACCACAUUCUGUAUCAGUGUUCCGAAGUGCUACUUCAGUGUAAAACUGGUAGACCUUUAUUGUCACUAAUAGAGUCCUAUAAGAAGUAAAAGUGAAACAUUUAUUACCAUAGUUUGCAGUAGACAUGCACCAGUAUUAAGGGAAAUAUUUAGCACUUUAUUUUUUGUAAGACCCAGCAGUAUCUCUCUCAUGCUUUGUAAGUCCUUUGUAGUUACUGGCAUUUGUUAACAUAGUUUAAAAAGACAAAAUAUAAUUUCUAAUAGACCAUCCAUGCCUUAUGCAACUGCUAAAAAGUAGCCUUAUGGCUUUCCUGUUGAUUUUUGGUCAGAUUUUAAAGACAACACCUACUUAGCCAUCACUUUCUUUUGCUUCCUUAAAUCAUUACUUUUACUAUCUUUCACUGCACUCCAAUCUGAGAUUUUAAUGAAGAACAGUUGAAGGUUCUCUCUGAUGAUGUAACUAUUAUUAAAAUUUGUUGAAUAAUUUUCUCUUUAGAAUACAACUGCAAGCACAAAAUGUUGUUUCACUUAUAGUAGCAAUAGUAUUGCAUGUUAGCUUUUCUGACCAUUUGAAUCUGUAUCGUGUGCUGGUCUUUGUUCAGUAUCUUACUACGUAUUAUAAGCUGCUGGUAGUCUUUCUUUUUAUGUAAUUAGAUGGGUGGAAAAAUUAGUAUGGGGAAUAUGUCAAGAUGCAAUGUGGGGUAGAGAGUUUUAUCCAAUGAGACAAGUAUCAUAAUUAAAGAGUGCCUUUAACUAGAGUGUGGCAUGGAGCUCUAAAAAUUAUGUAAUGAGCAACCACAUGUGGCUUCCUGUUACUAUCUAAUCUGUUCCUUUAUGUUCAUCUCAGAUUUAGUAGCAAAAGAAAGAGUGGAAACAUCUAAAUUCAAAUGCAUGGCAAAGCGGUUGUGUGAUACCUUAACAUCUCAGGAUGUUGAUAGAGUUGACAGGUAUCAUCUAUCAAAAAUCUCCAUGAAGGCAUCAGUAUUACCAGCAGUAAUCUAUUCUCUAGUCAGAAUGAAUAAGGACCAGUUAGAAGAAUUAUUUUAUUGUGGUGUAAACCUAAUGUUGUGUAAAACUCUUCUUAAAUUGGAUGCAAGUAAUUUAACAUGAGGAAACCAGGCGGUUUCAUUUAUUGUGGUUUGCACUGCCUCCUGCGCUCACCAGAGAGACACCUUUCCCUUUACUGCACAUUUUGAGCUUAUAGAGACUUUAAAAUGAUGAGAGUUGAAACUGGAAUGACCCACAGAAAUGCGUAGACUUUUCUAGCAGAGAAGAAUGAAAACAUGUAGUGUGUGUAUGUUAACUGUUGUCUUUAACAUCUUGGUUAAUUGCUUUACUCUGGCUAUGUCAACUCAGAGUUGUGCUUUUUUUCAAAUGGUAUCCAGGUGAACAGGUUCUAGAUUUUAAAGUUUAAAACCUAAAUAAGGGAGCUGACGGGUCUGUAUAGCACAGGAAAUUCUUCUGUCCUACCCUGCAUUCUGCCACUGCUUUUUUAUCCUGUUAACCAAAGGAAAGAAAUAAUAUGUGUAAAUAAUAAUGAGUAUUUGGUAUUGCAUUCUCCCUAUUUUCGCCUGUAAAAUUUAGGAGGGAACUGCGGUAUUCCCUGAGCUAAUAAUAGAUUGUAAAAGAACAUCUGCACUCUUUUCUCUAUGUGCCCUAUUUGUUUAAUUGCAACAGAUUUACAUAGAAAGAGUAUGGUACAUCAUAACUAGGCAAUUAUCCAUUCUUCAUCACUUAGUUAUGGUUCUGCUAAUUGAUCAUUUAAGACAUAAGAUAGUCUAACAUUAGGAACAUUUGAGACUGUUCAAAAAAGAUCAACAAAUUAAUAUUGUUGUGUGAUAUUUGCAUAAUUGGAUGCAAUUAUUUAAUGUUUAAUUGGGUUGAUCAAAUGAGAUUCAGCCUUUCACAUGCUUAUGUUUUACAAACACUGAUACUUUAAAAUUAUAAUAAUGAACUCUAAUUUUCAUAUGUUCUUUCUUCUCUCCUUCAUUCUUUUGAUUAUUAUUUUCAGUAUUGAGCAUGUCCUUAAUUUUCAGUUUGGUGAGCAUGAUUUAUGCAUAGGAAAGAAGUCCUUCAAAUCAGAGAACUUUUCACAAAACUGGCAUUUCAUACAAGCUGUUCUGAUGCCAAGAGUUAUGGCUUCAGCAACUGGCAUUACUUAACUAGAUUCUUAACUGGGAUAAGGGCAAAUUAGCUGAGAAUUUAGUGACAGACUCUGGUGAGAAUGCUAAUAAAUGUUCCUGCUUCGGGUAGAUAAUCUGUUCAGUCUGUAACAGUGGAAGGCAAACACGACUUUUCUGGGAUAUAGAAGGGAAGUCUGAUAAGACAAAAGCAAGAUAGUGAGAAAGAUCUCUGCCCAGCCAUUGUUUACACCUGUUCAACUAUCUCAAGCCAAAAAGCAGUUGUCCUCUAGUCCUCCUCUUUCUAGAUAAAUUCUUGUUUAGGGUUUACCUAAUUCAACAAAGAAACAUCAUUGAUCCUCUCCUGUAUACUUAAAUUUAUACUUAUUUUUCCUCAGACAUGAAGAAUGGUAAUUUGGAAAAAUGUGAUAUUUGAAAGAGUCAUUUGGAAUGCAAGUUAUUUGAAAUGUCUGUCUAAUACAUCGUCUUCCAAGAAGGUAGACAGAAAAACAGCUGGGACUGAUCUCAUAGCUGCCUAAUUAGAGGAGGAACCCUCUUGAAUUCAAUGGCCUCUCCAAAACGAGCUGCAUAAUCUCAACAGAUUGCUUAGUGUGAACUGUCUGUUGAUAGUGCCUUGCAAUCAAAUAGAAUACAGAGAUGGUAGCACAGACUGCCAGACUAUGGCACAUUGGCACUCUCUGCGUGGGAUUCACUCUACUCAUGGUGAGUUUUAAUGUUCCAGUGACAGGCUCAUAUACUGAGAGGUGGGCAGGUAUAAAUGCUGGCUGAGUGUGUCCUGCGGUGGGCUGUUCCUUGCUGUCUUUCUCUCCCUUCCACACAGACUUGCAGCCCCUUUCCCCCAGCCUCCUAUCAUGAUGCCACUUAGUCUCAUAUCUAAAAGUGACCAUUUAAGCAAAUUUUGCAGUCUUGUUGUUUUUAGUAGUAAUGGCAGUUAAAAAGAAAAAAAAGUUCAUCUUGCAGGUGUUCAGGGAUCAGAAUUGCACUUUACCACCUGCACAUAUAAUGCCUGAAUAGACUGCCACUGGCUUUGUGACCCUGGACAAGUUAUCUAGCCUCUUUGUAAGUGCGGAGUAGUACUACCACUUAUACUACUUUUCACUCUAAUCCAAACUUUUGCCUAAAAAGUAAUUUUACUACAGAUCAAAUAAGCUUUCCAGAAAGCUUUUUAAGCAGCAGAAAAAGAUGCCAUGUGAAGUCCAGUAUUUCAAGGAUUGCUUUAGAAUAGAAUUAUCUUGAUUAUGCAGGAGAAUAGUGUUAUUUGAAUGAGAAAUAUAUUUAAGGUUUUCUGUAUGAACCCAUAAACAAGUAAAAUAUGUAUUUCAGAGUAUAAAGUAGCAUGCAUUCUCUUGAAAAGAGAAUUCACCUCCACCUCUCAAACAGUAAGAUCUUAUUUAAGUGAUAUUUGAAGGAAGCAUUGUAGCUCUCAGUGUAGAGUCAUUAGAUUACAACUAUUCUAGAGGUAUACUUUGUCAUGUAGCACUGACACAGACCUCUCUAUCAAUCUUGACUACAGAUUUUCUGAACUGCAAUAAUGAGCAAUUGAGAAGUGUCAAAGAGCUGUGUUUUACUGUAUUUUGUCACUAUCCUCAAGAUUUGGAAAAAUAAUUCGUAAGUCCUAAAUCAUUUACGCUAGGUAACUUCUUAAUAAGUAUUUACAUUUUUAGUCAUAAUAGUGGAAGAGAGUAAUGGUAUUGCAUUGGUGAAAAAUACUGUUGUAGCAAUCCUUCUGUCCAUGCCUUGCUUUAAGCCUGAUGGUUAUUAGUGGCAAUUCCAGGAUAUUUUCCCUGACUAUGCAAAAUCUGAGUACCAUCUAUGUAGUACAGUUGUCAAAUACAUCUCCAACUCCAUAAACAAAACUAACUUAGCCAUUACUUUGAGCUAGAAAAGCCAAGUAUGUUAGAGCUUAAUAGGUGUGUAACAAUACUGAAUUAGAAUAGUCAAGCCUUAGAUGUGGAAGAAAAUUUUGGAAUUAGUAACUCACUUAAAAAUAAAUCUUGUUAACCACACCCAAAGUUACUAAAAAUAAUGGUGUUGAAAUUCACUAGUAAUAACAGCAUGGCUGGAUCCUCAUCCUUCUCUCUAAACAUGAAUUUAUACUGUUUGCUUAUCUUAAAACUUAAUUUAUUGUGUCCAAUUUUUAACACAGUCCUGAAUUCUCAUGCCAUUCUUUUAAAAAAAGACCUCGAUAUAGAAUUUUAAAAUAUUUAAAAUAUCUGCUGGAUAAAGAAAAAGAAGACAGCUUUGUGGAAGUAAUUAACUAGUGUUCCAAAAUGGCUUUCCAACACUGGUCAGUUUUGGUUUUUACCAAAGAGGUAUGCAGGCAAUAGUAGAUAAAAUAAGUGAGUGUAGUGCUUUUUUUUUUUUUUUUUUUUUUUUCCUAAGCAAGAGCUGGGAAACUUUCUAAGAGCUGGUUCUCUUAAUAAUGCUAACUCUUCAUAGAACUUGAUUUUGGCAGAUUUAGAGCAGUCUAACUGAGAUGGAAGAGCUCAGAAGUUAUCUCAGGUGGUACUAUCCUGCAUGAACAGAUUUUCUUUCAUUUUAUGAUCAGAGAGAUCAAGAUAUGAACAUGGAAUCUUUUAAAUUUUGCACCUUUUUAUAAAAAUUUUGCUUUUCAUUUUAGAAUUCUGAUACAGUAUCACUGAACUAUUAUCUUAAACUAUCAUAUCUCUGUAGGUUAUGAGGAGAAAGCAAAUUUUCUUUAUGUAAUCACCUUCUUCCUGUAUGCCAAAUCCCCUCUUCAUUAUUAUCUGGUCACCACUAGAAUUGUGACCUCUUCAAGUAAAAUAACAGGUUUUUUCCUCUCCUGUACCCUACUAGCAUGCUAUAAAAUUUUUAGUAAGUGCUUGUAGCAAAUGCCAGAGCAAAAAGUAAAGUGAAAAGUCUUCUGUUUCCAGAAUGAGAGUAAAAUUACCCAUCAAGUCAGUCAAUACAGGUCAGAAGAACAUCAUUACCAUUCUAAUUCAGUCCAAACCAGAGACUAUCCAGGUACACCAAAUAUCUAGCAAGAUGGUAGAUUGCUAUUACUAUUUGAGAAUGCUCUUACUCAGUUGCUUAAAUACCUACAUCCGUGCCUACAUUUUCAUAACUUGAGCCCUAGUAUCAGAACUGAAACCUGCAACAGAGUUAUAUGUCAUGAAACAAAAAAUAUUAGAUCAAAACAAACAGGUAAUGCUCCAGAUCAUCUAACAGCAAGAAAAUGUUUCUACAGGUAAAAGGUUCUUUGCCAUGAUGGAGACAAGAGUUUUAUCUGAAGCUAUUUGCAAACAAUUUCUGCUGAAGCAGUAAAUUUGGAAAGACGGAUGUCCCAAUCUACCUGACAUUUGAGGCAUUUAGAAGGGUACAGUAGUAAUUAUUGGAAUUGUAGCAUAUAAACAGUGAGAAAUUAGCAGCUUAAAGAGGGAGAAGUAAACACCUCUGAAGGGUCUCUGUUUUCACAAAUGUUCAAGUUAACUGGGUAUUUUACAAGGAUGUGAGCAUAUAAAAGUGGUAAAGGACAGAUGUGGGAAAAAAUACUGGAUAAACUAAACGAAACUCUACCUCAUUCUUCUCUAAAGGUUUUGCAGAAGCACAAUUAAGCGCUCCUAAUGGCAUUGUUAUGUACAGACCAUCUGGCAUGAAAGAAACACUUUAUAUUUCUAUGUCUAUAAAUCCUGUAAUAACCGUAUUUUGCUGGCAGUAGAAACAGUCUAUACUAUUUGCAGUUUUCCUCAUCAAAUCAGUAAUUAUGCAAUGUUUUUGUCUCCAAUAAAGGAAUUUAAUGGGCA